Momordica charantia (bitter melon) is the source of this 2148-nucleotide messenger RNA. It is a transcript of the gene KAT3, whose product is annotated as potassium channel protein. Gene Ontology annotation, cellular component: membrane. Gene Ontology annotation, molecular function: voltage-gated potassium channel activity. The record is from RefSeq and is a predicted model, not a curated record. NCBI's taxonomy places the organism in Eukaryota, Viridiplantae, Streptophyta, Magnoliopsida, Cucurbitales, Cucurbitaceae. Gene Ontology annotation, biological process: potassium ion transport; transmembrane transport.
UCGGUCUCGGGCAUGCAUGAAAAACGAGACUCUCUCUCUCUCUCUCUCGCUCUUCUUCUCUCUCUAGAUCGUAGAACUGCAGAGCAGAGGCGGCAACAGAAUGUCUGCAAUGUCUGAAACAAGGUCGCCGCUGCCGUUGCUCUUCCGGCGGCACUCAAGCGGCGAGAUAAGGAACUUGACGUCGGUUUCCAGCAGUCUCUUGCCGGCGUUCGGAACAGUUGUGAACGAUGGAUACUCAAACCUGAACAAGUUCGUUAUAGUUCCCUAUGACAGAAGAUAUCGGUGGUGGCAAACUUUCCUGGUAGUGCUAGUGGUGUACUCAGCGUGGGCAUCUCCCUUUGAACUCGCCUUCAAGAAAGUGGCAACUGGGUCUCUUUUACCCGUUGAUUUGGUGGUGGAUGCAUUCUUCGCCCUUGAUAUCCUCUUGACCUUCUUCGUGGCUUACUUGGAUAAGUCCACCUAUCUCCUCGUUGAUGAUCACAAGAAGAUAGCUGUACGUUACCUUACAAGCCUGUGGUUCCCCAUGGACAUAGCCUCCACUCUGCCAUUUCAGGCACUAUACAGAAUUUUCACUGGGAAGAUGAACGGCAAUGAGGUAUUUGGCUUCCUCAACUUGCUUCGGUUCUGGAGACUAAGGCGUGUUAGUGAACUCUUCACAAGGCUGGAGAAAGACAUACGCUUUAGUUACUUUCUGACAAGACUUGUCAAACUAAUUUGUGUGACACUGUUGGCAGUGCACUCAGCUGGUUGCUUCUACUACUGGCUAGCAAUUCAUCAUACAGAUUCAGAAAAUACAUGGAUUGGAAUUGAAGUCCCGGAUUUCGAGAGCAGAAGCAUCUGGCUCGGCUACACCUAUUCGAUAUACUGGUCCAUUGUCACACUCGCUACUGUUGGUUACGGGGACUUGCAUGCAGUUAAUACAGGGGAGAAGAUUUUUAGUAUCUGCUACAUGCUGUUCAACAUUGGCCUCACUGCUUAUUUGAUUGGAAACAUGACAAAUCUCAUCGUUCACAGUUGUAUCCGAACAUUUAUCAUGAGGGAUUCCAUAAAUGAGAUACUGCGUUAUGGAAGCAAGAAUAGACUGCCAGAAGGCUUGAAAGAUCAAAUGUUGGCGCACAUGCAGCUCAAGUUCAAGACAGCAGAGUUGAAGCAGGAAGAGGUGUUGGAGGAUUUACCUAAAGCAAUUAGAUCCAGUAUUGCCCAGCACCUUUUUCGCCAAACAGUUGAGAAUGCAUACUUAUUCAAGGGGCUCUCUGAAGACCUUGUCGUCCAACUGGUGUCUGAGAUGAAAGCGGAGUACUUUCCACCUAAAGUUGAUAUUAUAAUACAAAACGAGAUACCAACAGAUUUCUACAUUUUGGUGUCUGGAUCAGUGGAUGUGAUCUCGUACAAGAAUGGAACUGAACAGAUUUUGUCAAAGCUGGAAUCUCCAAAGAUGGCAGGGGAAAUUGCUGUAAUGUUGAAUAUCCCACAACCAUUUACAGUGAGAACUAGAAGACUCUCCCAGGUCAUCAGGAUCAGCCAUCAUCAUUUUAAGCAAAUUGUACAACCUAACAAUGACGAUGGAAAAAACCUUUUCACCAACUUCGCUGAGCACUUGAAGAAGUUAAAAAAAGAGGAGCAAGAUGAAAUACCCUACUUCUCAGAAUUGCUGGAAGACCUAGAUACGGAGCAUACAGAACCGAAUGAGACACAAAAUCAGAGAGCACAAAAUUAUCAUGGAGAUCAAAAAAUGGAAGGAGUACCGGAAGCAUCUAGACCAUUGCCACCUACAGCUCCCAUCAGGGUGAUAAUUCAUGAUCACCAUCCAGAUGAAAGUACAAAAGAUGGCAACAGCAUGGGAAAACUGAUACUUCUGCCUGAAUCAACUGAAGAACUUUUCGGAUUGGCAGAGAAAAGAUUUGGAAAGAGAGGGAGCUCAAUUCUCAUGGCUGAUGGCUCUACAGUUGAAGACUUGAAUGUUUUAAGAGAGGGUGAUCGUUUAUUCUUUGUUUGAAGACAAAAAAUAUAUCUGCUCCGUUUAUAUAAUCCAUUACUCCAUCAAGGCCUAAAUUUAUGACUUGCGGUCUUCAGAAACAAGAAAUGAGUGACAGUGUAAAUACAUAAACGGGAUGCAUAUUGGCAGAAAUGUUCAGAAAAUUCGAGAGA